GAUUCAUCUCUGUUGUAAAUAGGGGAAAAAUGAGCACCAACAACUGCUACUGCAACGUCGUCGGAAGUGGAUUCCGUCCGACGGAAGACGAACUCAUUUUUGGUUAUCUAUUGAACAAGGUGAACGGCAACGAUCAUCUCACUAACGCCAUCGCCGAGGUCGACAUCCUCGAGUGCGAGCCCUGGGAGUUACCUCAGCGAUCGGCAGCUCAGUCGAAUCUUCAACUCUGGUACUUCUUCUACCAGUUAGAUUACAAGUAUCGCAACAGUAAGAGGGCCAACAGAUUAACCAAGGCCGGAUACUGGAAAGGCACUGGUCAAGGCCGUACAAUCAUGGCGGCAGAUACUGACGAGAAGUUUGCUUCUGUGAAAACUUUGGUUUUCCAUAAAGGUCGUGUACCUGAUGGAAUCAGAACCAAUUGGUUGAUUCACGAGUACCGACUCACUGAGGCCUUUUCUCCACCUAAUCGGAGGGCUUAUGUGGUCUGCCGCCUAGAGAAAAGACCAGUUGGGAAGAACUCAACUCAGCAUAUAGGUGAGCUAGGUAGCAGCUUGGCUUCUCCCUCUCAUAGUAAGGCAGCUGAUUAUGCAUUCACUGAGGGAGGUCCAGAGUUGAAUGCACCAAAUAAUGAACUACCUGUACAGAUUCAAGAGAAGGGGGUCUCUCUUGAGGCCAAUGGCCUUAGUAACACUAAUAAUGGACUGCAAGAACAUGGCCCUCUCGAAAAUGAUAUGCUGUCUAAUGGAUUCACCGUGGAGCAGAAUGCGUGGCAAGCUCAAUUGAACACUGUGGAGCAGGACGAAGCACCUGUUGAAAGAAAUGCCUGCUUGUCUAUGAUUCUUGCUCAGGGAGGUACUCAGCCGCAGGCAAACCCGGAACCAUUAGCUGGCAACAAUACACUGGACUAUGAACCUGCUACACAGAUGCAGGAGGUUGCUUCAGAACCUGAUGGCCUUAGCAGUUACCAGAAUGGAAUGCAAGAGCAUGGCCCUUCAUACAAUGAUUUGUUCAUUGUCGAGCAGAAUGGAUGGCAAGCUCAAAUGGACACUAUUGAGCAGGAAGAAGCAUUUGUUGAAACUAAUGCUUGCUCGUCUAUGAUUCUUGCUCAGGGAGGUCCUAAGUUGCAACCAAACCCAGGAACAAUAGUUGGCUACAGUGCACUACAACAUGAAGUAGAUGUGCAGAUGCAAGAGCAUCCCUUAGAGCCAAAUGGCCUUAUUAAUUACCAGAAUGGAAUGCAAGAACAUGUCCCUUUCUACAAUGACAUGUUGCCUAAUGGUGUCGAGCAGAAUGGGUGUCAAGCUCAAUUGGACACUUUUGAUCAGGAAAUAGCGUAUGUUGAUGCUAAUGUCUGCUCGUCUAUGAUUCUUGCUCAGGGGGGUCCUCCGUCGCUGGCAAACCCUGAAUCAUUUUCUGGUUACAAUGGGCUGGAUUAUGAACAACCUUUACAGAUGCAAGAGGAUGGUAUCUUUCUUGAGGAUCUCUUGGAACCUGAUGGCCUUAGUAAUGACCAGAAUGGAAUUCAAGAACUUGGCUCUUUCUACAAUGAUAUGUUCUCCACUAGAUUCACUGUUGAGCAGAAUGGGUGGCAAGCUCAAUUGGACACUAUUGAGCAGGAAGAGGCAUUGGUUAAAAGUAAUGGUUGCAUGUCUAUGAUUCUUGCUCAGGGAGGUCCUAGGUUACAAGCAAACCCAGAAGAACCAUUAGAUGGGUAUAAGGUGCUGGUUGAACCACCUGCACAAAUUCAAGAGCAGGGUAUCUCUCUUGAUGAUCUCGAACUGGAUGAUAUGUUAUCUAAUGAAUUCCCUUUCAAGCAGAAUGUGGAGCAAGCUCAAUUGGACACCACUGAGCAGGAUGAGGAGUUUGUGAGUUCAAUAUCUGUUGAUGGGGAUGACUACUCCUAUGAAGGAACUCUUAAUGUUCCUCUAUGUGAUUACAGACUGUCAGAGUCAUGGAGAAGAGUCUACAACAAUGAAAGCAGUGAAACAGUAACUGAAAUGGGCAACUUGCAGAAUCAGCCUGUUGAUUCAAAAGGAUCCUGGCAGAACCAUUUGGAAAAUGGCUUCAAUCAUGAAGAGUUUCCAAAUUUUGAUACUUAUGGUGAUGACUUAGUUGCAGCUCCACCUAAUGACCCCAACUUCCUUAACAGUAUAACCUGCAAUUCUUUAAAUCAGCCAAGACACAACAACUCACUAGCAGAGGAAGGUCCUCAAAGCUUCCAGUUGCAGUGUGGAUUUUCAAGCAAGGAAACAGUAUUCAAAGACAAGGCAAGAGAUGUUGAAUUGCUGGAAUCUUCAUUCUCUUACAAGCAUAAGAGUAAGAGAUUGAAAAUAUAUUCAGAUGAAAAUUCUAACAUUAGUUAGAAUACACACUUUCAUCUGAAAUGCUUUUUAAGUAGACAAGAAAUCCAGUCCAGCAGAUUAGAGUUGAGUACUUCCAGCUUAACCCUAAACCAAUUUUCCUUUAGAAGCCACUUCUCCAGAAUACCAUCAACAUAGAAUACUGGCAGAUGAAUUUACUUUCAAGCCAGAACUCAUAUUAGUCGAAUCAGUCAAUUGAAAUUAGGUUUGCCCAAAUGCAGGGUAGAGAUGAUUUCUUUAAUGAUAACCCAAGAUGCAAGAUCAGUAGUAAGCACUUGGAGAUUAUUCAUUGAAGACAAGAAUAGGGCACCAAAGUUGUGUCCAGAUUUAGAAAACUCGAGAUAAGAGAUAAGAUGCAAAAGCAACACAAUCAGACAAUCUUUUAGAUUGAAGUUACAGUUCAUGUAGCAAAGCUGUAGGCUAUAUGAACAAUCCUAUAACAAAUUACCUGGAGAAUUUCAGGUAUGAAUAUUGUUAUGUGAAGAAUUUCAGACAAUGUAGUCAAUGAUCAAAUUUAGAUGCAUGAGGAGUUUUAGAAAAUAAUUGGUCUUCAUUUAUCAAAAAUUAGAUAUCUGAAGAAUUUUAGACAACGAUAAAUAUUCAGUUAUCAA
This is a messenger RNA of Rubroshorea leprosula, 2971 nucleotides long. NCBI's taxonomy places the organism in Eukaryota, Viridiplantae, Streptophyta, Magnoliopsida, Malvales, Dipterocarpaceae. The record is from the annotation of a GenBank genome assembly.